AUGGCGUUCCUGCGCCCACGCUCCCUCAGCUUGCUGCUGUGCUCUGCGCUCUGCGCCUCCGUGCCGUGUUUCGGCGCCGCGCACUCCACGGCGCGCGCCCUGCCGAGCCUUCCAGCCGUGGACCACAACCCAGACACGCACAGGAGCCUCCUGGCGACGAAUGCGGGCGGGCAGGACGGGGACACAGACAGCCGCUCAGCAGAUGGAAGCUGCGUGGUCGAGCUGGGCCUGAGGAACGUCACGAAGAACACGCGCGGCCCCGUCGGCGCGGGCGAGAGCAUCGACGUGCACGCAUACGUCGACCCCGACGCCGCCGCCGGCCGCCGGCACGCGUUCGUCGCCCUGACGUGGCGCGUGGACUUCGGCGGCGAGCAGAGCGUCCUCAUGCAGCCCACCGACUCCAACACGUACAAAGCAACCAUCCCCCCGUCUCUGCCGGGGUCGAUGGUGCGGUGGUAUGUGCGCGCGACGGAGCGGGACGGGAGCUGCGUGCAGCGCAAACCCAAGUACCGGACGCGGGAGUCGCCGCGGUACUACGGCACCGCGGUGUGGGAGCCGGACGUGGAGUCGCUCGGCGUGGGCGUGCUGCGCAUCUUCGCGCAGGACGAGUCGAAGCUCACCGCGCUGCAGGAGACGGACGGGACGCGCUGCUCGCUGCUCUACCUGGGCCGGUUCUACGACAACGUGUUCUGCCGGCGCCGCGGCGUCACCGCGCUCGCCUGGGCCAAGCCGAAGAUCAAGCUCGACUUCAAGGGCGAGGAGUUCGGGAUGUGGGACGGCGCCGUGGAGGUCGAGGAAGUCAAUCUACAGAGCUUCUGGGAGGAGCCCGGGGAGGAGACGUACAUGCGCGAGAUCGUCGCGCUGCAGCUGAUGCGCGACAGCGGCGUCCCGGCCUCGCAGUCGCAGUACGUCGUCGUGCACAUGAACGCCGCGUUCUUCGGCCUCUUCAACAUGAUCGAACAGGUCGACGACACCUUCCUGCGCCGCCGCGGCCUCGCGCCAGGCGACGCCGGCGGCAUGCUCUUCAAGUCGGUGUCCGGGCAGAUGUCGAACCUGCGGUGGGACGUCAAGGUGGACGACAUGCGGUGGUCGUACCGCAAGGGCAACCGCCGGGACAGCGCGGGUGAUUUUGCGGCGCUCAAGGACCUGACGCUCGGGCUCGCGGGGCGCGGGCCCGGCACGCGCUCGCAGUACGUCUUCGACCACGUCGACCUCUUCGCCACCGUCAGUGAGAUGGCCGUCCAGUCCAUGCUCCUCAACCAAGAUCGGUGCACCAAGAACUUUUAUUCGUACUACAACGCGUGGACGAGGAGGUGGAUGCGCAUUCCGUGGGACCUCGAGAGCUCGCUGGGCAUCUCGUCGGGCCUCGGGGGGGCGCCCGCGCCCGACUACUGCGUUCUCGCGUGCGACCAGUGGAACUCCCCGCUCUACUGCGACUCAGACCACCCGCAGGACAUCUUCCUCGAGCGAGCCGCGCGGGCCGACGGCAUCAGUCCUGUCUUGCCGUCGUGGGGCUCUAGCGUGUUCGGACGCCGCCGCCUGCAGCAAACGUGGGGCGACGUCCUCGCGUCCAUCACGACGUGGGGGCGGUACCGCGUGCCCGGCGAGGACGAGUCCAGGGCCGUCGCAGCGCCCUCCGCGCCCCCGCCGGCCGUCGACAGCACAACGUCGAACGGCGCCGCGCCGUACGGGACCGCGCACAUCCCGGACGUGAACGCGCCGCGGGACUUCGACGCGCCGCGACAGGGCUCGAGCCCCGUGGGCCCUGCCGGGACGUACAACCACCUGUACGACGCCAUCCUUGAUAUUCCGUGGACGCGCGAGAUGUACCUGCGGCGGCUGCGGACGCUCAUGGACCGCUGGCUCGGCGGGCGGCUGCAGGGCGUCCUCACGGGGAUCUACGCGCACGUGCGGUACGCGGCCAAGGCCGACGAGCAGCGCUGGCGGGACGCGCGCAGCGGGCGGUUCGACGCCAACGCGGGCGACAUCGACCGCGGGUACCGCCAGCUGCUCGACGAGCAGAUCCCGCGGCGCCGGCAGCAGCUGUACGAGCGGUACGGCCCCGGCGGGGCCGUCCCGCUCAUUCCCGACGCACAACCCCGGGGGGCGCGCCUGGCGCUGGGCGAGAUCGUGGCCGACUCAGGGGGGGUGUCUUACGUGGAGCUGCGCAACGAGAACGCGUUCGCGAUGGACGUCAGCGGCUGGCGGCUCGGGGGCGCCGCGGCGUACGUGCUUCCGGAGGGCACGGUCGUGCCGUCACGCUUCUCCCUGUUCGUGGCGUCAGACCCGGUCAGGUUCGUGGAGGCGCGGCGGCUGCAGCGGCGGCUGGUGCAGGGCCCGAUGCCGCGGCUCGCGGCGGGGAAGGGGCUGUCGCUGGCCGACGCAGACGGGGGGGUGAUUGACGUGGCGACGGCGCGGUGA
This is a messenger RNA of Pedinophyceae sp. YPF-701, 2421 nucleotides long. The record is from the annotation of a GenBank genome assembly. Lineage: Eukaryota; Viridiplantae; Chlorophyta; Pedinophyceae.